Messenger RNA from Microthlaspi erraticum, 1800 nucleotides. Lineage: Eukaryota; Viridiplantae; Streptophyta; Magnoliopsida; Brassicales; Brassicaceae. The record is from the annotation of a GenBank genome assembly.
AUGGGGCUCCUGAAUCUACCUGCGUCGAAGCGUAAUCCGCGUCAAUGGCGUCUCCUCGACAUCGUAACAGCUGCCUUCUUCGGUAUCGUCCUUCUCUUCUUCAUCCUACUCUUUACUCCUCUUGGCGAUUCCAUGGCGGCGUCUGGUCGGCAAACGCUCCUUCUCUCGACGGCGUCAGAUCCGAGGCAACGGCAGCGACUGGUGGCUUUGGUUGAGGCCGGUCAGCAUCUGCAGCCGAUCGAGUAUUGUCCGGCGGAGGCUGUUGCUCAUAUGCCCUGCGAGGAUCCGAGGAGGAAUAGCCAGCUUAGUCGAGAGAUGAAUUUCUACCGGGAGAGACAUUGUCCGUUACCGGAGGAGACUCCUCUCUGCUUGAUUCCUCCGCCUUCUGGAUAUAAAAUUCCUGUUCCUUGGCCAGAGAGCCUUCACAAGAUUUGGCAUGCAAACAUGCCAUAUAACAAAAUCGCUGACCGGAAAGGUCACCAAGGAUGGAUGAAAAGGGAAGGUGAAUACUUCACUUUCCCAGGCGGUGGCACCAUGUUCCCUGGCGGAGCAGGCCAAUACAUUGAAAAGCUUUCGCAGUAUAUUCCGCUUAGCGGUGGAACUCUGAGAACUGCCCUUGACAUGGGAUGCGGGGUAGCAAGUUUUGGAGGUACUCUACUAUCUCAAGGCAUUUUAGCCCUCUCGUUUGCUCCGAGAGAUUCACAUAAGUCGCAGAUUCAGUUCGCCUUGGAAAGAGGAGUGCCUGCAUUUGUUGCCAUGCUUGGCACUCGUAGACUCCCCUUUCCUGCUUUCUCCUUUGACCUGAUGCAUUGCUCACGAUGCUUGAUUCCUUUUACGGCGUACAAUGCAACUUACUUCAUUGAAGUAGAUAGAUUACUGCGCCCUGGAGGAUAUCUUGUGAUCUCUGGCCCACCUGUACAAUGGCCUAAACAAGACAAAGAAUGGGCUGAUCUUCAGGCGGUGGCUAGAGCGUUGUGCUAUGAGCUAAUUGCGGUUGAUGGAAACACCGUCAUCUGGAAGAAGCCUGUUGGAGAUUCAUGUCUACCGAGCCAGAAUGAGUUCGGGCUUGAGCUGUGUGAUGAGUCUGUCCCGCCAAGUGAUGCAUGGUAUUUUAAGUUGAAAAAGUGUGUUACCAGACCAUCGUCAGCCAAAGGAGAAUAUGCUUUGGGGACUAUUGCCAAGUGGCCGGAAAGGCUUACCAAAGUUCCUUCUAGGGCCAUUGUCAUGAAGAACGGGUUGGAUGUGUUUGAAGCAGAUGCAAGGAGAUGGGCGAGACGAGUUGCUUACUACAGGAAUUCUCUGAACUUGGAGCUGAAACCUCCAGCUGUUCGCAAUGUCAUGGACAUGAACGCCUUCUUCGGAGGCUUUGCAGCAGCCCUUGCAUCUGAUCCUGUGUGGGUUAUGAAUGUCAUUCCAGCUCGGAAGCCAUUAACUCUUGACGUGGUUUAUGACAGAGGUCUCAUCGGUGUCUACCAUGACUGGUGUGAACCCUUCUCAACAUAUCCCCGUACGUAUGAUUUCAUCCACGUGUCGGGAAUUGAAUCACUGAUUAAACGGUCAGACUCAGGCAAACCGAGGUGUAGCCUAGUAGAUCUAAUGGUGGAGAUGGACAGAAUAUUGCGUCCAGAAGGAAAAGUUUUGAUCCGAGACUCACCUGAGGUGCUAGACAAAGUAGCACGAAUGGCUCAUGCUGUAAGAUGGUCUUCUUCCAUACACGACAAAGAACCCGAAUCCCACGGAAGAGAGAAGAUCCUUGUAGCAACCAAGUCUCUAUGGAAAUUGCCAUCAAACUCGCACUGA